AUGCAUAAUUCUACAGUGAACAUCACCACACCUGAAGCAUCAUCGAACUCGACAUCAAUUGGGAUAAUGCAAAGUCUGGAUAUCGCUAUGUACCUCAUCAAUUUCGUGUUUGGUCUUCCUAUACACUCCUAUAUUAUAUGGCUGAUCGUCACAGGAACAAGAAGUAGAGUUGCUUCAGAGUUCUUUGUCCUCAAUCUGUCUCUUACUGAGAUUGUUGUCUCUCUGAACUGCUUGUUCUUUGCACUUACGUAUUGGUUUUCAAGUUUCCUCAUAUUAAGAAUAUUUUUUAUAGGAUUCUCCAUCACUGCUCGUCCUCUGUUUCAGUGUCUGAUGUGUGUUGAGCGUUACCUGGCAGUGGUCCAUCCUGUAACCUUUCUGAAGUACAAACCUCUCAGAUAUAGAGCAUUCUGCUGUGUUGUAACCUGGAUCAUCACUUUAGGCUCCUGUUUGUGCUGCAAUUUUAUUUUAACAUCAUUUGGCAUUUAUGCACAUGCAUGGUUCUACAUGCCACAGUUUAUACUUUAUCUUUCCAUCCAGUUGUUUUGUCUUGUGGCUGUUCUCAGAGCUCUGAAGCAGUCAGGACCAGGAGAGAGAAAGAGAGAGAAGGAGGAAAACCACAUGAAGAGGAAAGCGUUUAAUAUAAUUCUACUAACCACUGUGAACAUGGUUAUCCUUUAUGUGCCGAUUACUGUUUCAGCAUUAUUUAAUAAUUUGACACAACUUAAUAUACAGGAAGUCUGGCUUCCUGCUUUGAUUUGUUAUGUGCUUGCUAGUUUUUUGCAGCCUGUUCUUUAUCUGCACCGGAAUGGAAAAUGUCUGUGCUUCCAUCCACCAUAA
Molecule: messenger RNA, 837 nt
Organism: Danio aesculapii
Lineage: Eukaryota; Metazoa; Chordata; Actinopteri; Cypriniformes; Danionidae
Product: C-C chemokine receptor type 8-like
Exons: 1
Coding region: 1-837 (278 amino acids)
Biological process (GO): positive regulation of Rho protein signal transduction; phospholipase C-activating G protein-coupled receptor signaling pathway
Cellular component (GO): membrane
Molecular function (GO): G protein-coupled receptor activity
Source: RefSeq, a predicted model, not a curated record